ACAUUCUCUUUUUCUGCGACAUUUUAGUGGAAAGAAAAAAAUCAGAGAAUGAAAUUAGUUUUCAUAAUUUUGUGUCUAUGGCAAGUUGUCCUUCAUCGUGUGACCUAUGCCAAGUUCCAGGGCUAUGACUAUCCCAAGCCUAUUCGAGUUUUUGAGGAAAAUUCUACUACCCAAUCUGGACCUCCUCCUGGGGUCCAAGGUGAUUUCAUCGACGACUUGGUUACUGAACAUAAACAGCAGAUUUUGAGUUCAAUUUUGGGUGAAUCGAUUGCUCAAAACUUACCUUUCGCUGGGGACGGCAAAUCAUUCAGUGUUAAUAAGUGUGCGAGUUGUAAUUGUGGUGUUCCCAAUGUCAAUCGCAUCGUUGGUGGCACAAAGGUGCGCACCAAUAAAUAUCCAUGGAUUGCCCAAAUGUUGCGUGGCUCCUUUCAGUUUUGUGGUGCCACCUUAAUCAACGAUCGCUAUGCUCUCACCGCUGCCCAUUGUGUGCAUGGUAUGGAUAUGAAAGGAAUUACCAUACGUCUGCUGCAAUUGGAUAAAAAUGCUGCCUCCGAAGGAAUUUUACGUCGUGUCACCGCCGUUAAUAUGCAUCGGCAAUAUAGUACCACAACGUUGCAACAUGAUAUAGCUCUGCUAAAGUUGGAUCAACCGGUGCCCUUGAGAGAUCCCAUUAGACCCAUAUGCCUGCCGGUGGGGACCAACCAUAAUUUUGACUUUAAACCAGCCAUUGUGGCGGGUUGGGGUUUAACCUCAGAUGGAGGUUCUUCCUCGAGCUAUUUGCGAGAAGUCACAGUGCCGGUACUCACCAAUGCCCAGUGUAAGGCUACCUCAUAUCAAUCCAUGAUUGUGGAGACUAUGUUGUGUGCUGGCUAUUUGGAGGGGGGCAAAGAUGCUUGUCAGGGUGACAGUGGUGGCCCUUUGAUAGUUCGCGAAAGUAAUUUCUUCCGCUUAGCUGGUGUGGUGUCCUUUGGUUAUGGCUGUGCCAGUCCCGAUGCCCCUGGAGUUUAUACACGUGUCAGCAAAUAUUUGGAUUGGAUUGCGGCCAACACACGUGAUGCCUGUUACUGUGUCAGAUAGAGAUGCUGGAGAAGGGGAGAUAGAGAUAGAGAGAGGGGGAGAGAAGCUGCAAUGAUGAAGGAAGGACAUUAAUUUAUUUUUAAAGUUUAUUUAUAAUUUUUUCAAAAAAAAAAUAAAAUAUGGUCAUAGUUUAUGCUGCUAAA
Messenger RNA from Stomoxys calcitrans (stable fly), 1220 nucleotides. RefSeq names its product trypsin-1. Gene Ontology annotation, biological process: proteolysis. NCBI's taxonomy places the organism in Eukaryota, Metazoa, Arthropoda, Insecta, Diptera, Muscidae. The transcript has 4 exons. Gene Ontology annotation, molecular function: serine-type endopeptidase activity. The record is from RefSeq and is a predicted model, not a curated record. The coding region runs from base 49 to 1077 and encodes 342 amino acids.